AUGUCUGGUACGAUCCAAGCCACGGACGCGAAGGGCCCCAUGCGCAGUGUCACCGUUCCCGGGUACGCUCUAAGGACAAGGGCGCAGUACUCAGGGAUAGGCCCAGUCUUCAGUCUCCUGUACUUGAAGAGAUUUGACACCAAAGGUGGAGUCGCAAGGAAGUCUAACGCCCAGUUCUACUUCGUGCGUCAAGCGAACGCCCCUUACUUCAGCCCCGAUCCGGGACUCGCCCCCGCCGCUGCCAUGAUCAGGUUUGCGAGUCUCUCGCAUCCUGUAACGUGCAAUUGUCCUUCACACUUCCCGACGUUGCUUCUAGCAAUGAGGUAA
This is a messenger RNA of Dichomitus squalens LYAD-421 SS1, 327 nucleotides long. RefSeq lists its product as uncharacterized. NCBI's taxonomy places the organism in Eukaryota, Fungi, Basidiomycota, Agaricomycetes, Polyporales, Polyporaceae. The record is from RefSeq and is a predicted model, not a curated record. The transcript has 2 exons. Bases 1 to 327 code for a protein of 108 amino acids.